Neltuma alba is the source of this 1255-nucleotide messenger RNA. RefSeq names its product meiotic recombination protein DMC1 homolog. The transcript is spliced from 15 exons. Gene Ontology annotation, molecular function: ATP binding; double-stranded DNA binding; ATP hydrolysis activity. NCBI's taxonomy places the organism in Eukaryota, Viridiplantae, Streptophyta, Magnoliopsida, Fabales, Fabaceae. The record is from RefSeq and is a predicted model, not a curated record. Gene Ontology annotation, cellular component: nucleus; condensed nuclear chromosome. Bases 124 to 1158 code for a protein of 344 amino acids. Gene Ontology annotation, biological process: DNA repair; DNA recombinase assembly; DNA strand invasion.
UUCCCGCCCUAUAUAUUGAGUUCUUUACUCACUGAGUUCUUCACAUUUCAAUUAUCUCUCGCCUUCCCCCUCUUUCUCUACAUUUCAGCAUUUCAUUUAACUUUUCGUCCAGAGAGCGGAGAGAUGCUUGCCACGCUUAAAUCCGAAGAAUCGAGCCAACUGCAGCUCGUCGAACGAGAAGACGUUGAGGAUGAAGAAGACCUCUUCGAAGCCGUUGACAAAUUGGUUGCUCAAGGUAUUAAUGCCGGAGAUGUAAAGAAGCUUCAGGACGCAGGAAUAUAUACCUGCAAUGGCUUGAUGAUGCACACAAAGAAGAAUCUGACCGGUAUCAAAGGUUUAUCGGAGGCAAAAGUCGACAAGAUCUGUGAAGCUGCUGAGAAAAUCGUGAAUUUUGGUUAUAUUACUGGAAGUGAUGUGCUGCUCAAAAGAAAGAGCGUAGUUCGGAUUACAACUGGGAGCCAAGCGCUCGAUGAAUUAUUAGGAGGCGGAAUUGAAACACUGGCGAUUACAGAAGCGUUUGGGGAAUUCCGGUCAGGAAAAACGCAGCUUGCUCAUACUCUCUGCGUUUCCACUCAGCUUCCUACUAGCAUGCGUGGAGGUAAUGGAAAAGUUGCUUACAUUGACACAGAAGGAACUUUCCGUCCCGACCGAAUUGUUCCCAUAGCUGAGAGAUUUGGCAUGGAUCCGGGGGCUGUACUAGACAAUAUUAUCUAUGCUCGCGCAUAUACAUACGAGCACCAGUACAACCUUCUUCUCGGUCUGGCAGCUAAAAUGUCCGAAGAACCAUUCAGACUUCUGAUAGUGGAUUCUAUCAUUGCACUAUUUCGGGUGGACUUCUCAGGCAGAGGAGAGCUGGCAGAGCGCCAACAAAGACUUGCUCAGAUGCUUUCUCGAAUAACUAAGAUAGCCGAGGAAUUCAAUGUUGCAGUUUAUAUGACAAAUCAAGUUAUAGCUGACCCAGGAGGUGGGGUGUUUGUGACUGAUCCAAAGAAACCUGCCGGAGGGCAUGUACUAGCUCAUGCCGCCACAAUAAGGUUGAUGUUCAGGAAAGGGAAAGGCGAACAGCGCGUUUGCAAAGUCUUUGACGCCCCAAAUCUGCCGGAGGCUGAAGCAGUGUUUCAGAUAACCCCAGGGGGCAUUGCAGACGUAAAGGACUGAACACAUCCUUCAGAGGGUUUUUCGCCAACGCCAGAGUUACAGUCACAAACAAUACUUUAUCUUAGUUUCACCGUUAAGAUUAAUCUUCCUACUAUAU